AGGAUGGACUGGAAUAGAGCUCGGGCCAUUAUAUGAUAAAAUGAUGGAGUUAAGGGGUCAACAUCCUCCAGAAGAAUUGUCUGAUAAAGAGAUUAUGGAGCGUGUACUUGGACGUAAUUCGGUAUACUUGCGAGGGUGGGGACGGUCUCCUAGUGUCACAACUUCUACUUCACAUCGUGAAAAUAUUGUGGGUAAUCAACCAACUUAUGAAGAGUUACUUGAACGACUUAAUGAUACAACUUCCCGCCUUAAUGCUACUAGCGAACAACUUAGUGUAGUUGUGGAUAUACUUCGUCAUAACAAUUUGAUGGCACCGCCUCCACCACCUCCAACAGACCAAGCUUCAGAUGCAAAUUUAAGAGAGUCGCCAUCUAUUUCAGUUCGGGAGUCACAAGAUGAUUCUUAGUUUAUUUACAUUAAUUUUACUAAGGAAUGAACUUUAUGAAGUUUUUUUUAUUUUGGUAGGGGUAACCUUAAAAUGAUAACUUUAUAACUUAUUUUAGUAUUGAACAUUAUAAAGAAUUUUAGCAUUAAAUAUUUUA
Humulus lupulus (European hop) is the source of this 542-nucleotide messenger RNA. RefSeq lists its product as uncharacterized. The record is from RefSeq and is a predicted model, not a curated record. Bases 41 to 406 code for a protein of 121 amino acids. The transcript has 2 exons. NCBI's taxonomy places the organism in Eukaryota, Viridiplantae, Streptophyta, Magnoliopsida, Rosales, Cannabaceae.